Phoenix dactylifera (date palm) is the source of this 1549-nucleotide messenger RNA. RefSeq lists its product as uncharacterized. NCBI's taxonomy places the organism in Eukaryota, Viridiplantae, Streptophyta, Magnoliopsida, Arecales, Arecaceae. The record is from RefSeq and is a predicted model, not a curated record.
AAAACUAUAGUUUUUAGUGUUUAGGCUGUAAUCAUAUUCGGAGCCCUCGAAAAUGCUUUAAGAUUCCAAAACCGACAGACGGGGCACGUCUUAGAGGACUCGCCCAAAUUGCACCUCGCAAACCGAGAGGGUUUUGCUUGUAGUUCUGUUACUUCCGUGAUCUGAUUCAAGUUCUGGGCCGAUGUCUACGGAAGCGAAGACGAAAGUGGUGCCGAGAGUGGUGAAGCUAAACAAGGCGUUGAAAUUAGCUGAAGCUUGGGUAAAUAAUAUGAGUGCAUCGGCAACAGGUGAACCUAAUGGACGGGAAUUUGAAGGUCGACCUUCAAGGCUGGGUCUGGGAGCCAGGGUCACACCACAUGCAACAGUAGUGGCUUCAACUGAUCCUGUAGAAAGAAAAUUGCUUGGAAAGUUAAAUGCUAAAAAGAGACAAGCUUCCAAAAAUCUAGAAAAGACAAACCCUGUUGAGGAAAGUGGACCUAGUGAAGAGGACACUGAUGAGCCUGAAAGCAGAACAAAUGCUUUUGCCAAGAAGAGGGCAAUGCCUCCAACCUUGUCUUUACAGUCAACAAAGAAGAGUAAAUGAAAUGUUGAUUUGUUCAGGUCUAGAUAUUUGAGGUGCGUCUAAACUGUAUAUUAUCACUAGAUGUUAAAUCAUAUAAGGCUAUCUUUUGGAAGCUGGUUCCUAUUACUCUCUGCUGAUGAGGUGAGUUCUACCUUCUAGCAUGACAUCGUUUAUCAUUUAUGAACCUCGAGUUAUACUCGACUGUCCAUACUGCCGUUGAUAACUUGCUAUAUUGAAUUCUUUGAUCCGAGAUGUUCUGUAGCUGCUUAGAUGAACUUUAUCUGCAUAUAUGGAGUGUCAUUUACUAAAGACAUUACUAUAUUCAAGCUUGCAAAAAACUCUGGUUGUACCACUGUGGAACAGUUAAUAGCUGGGUUACAAUUUUCAUGUUUGAUGGUUUGGCUGAAGCGCCCUAGCUUGUUGACUGCAUUGUUGAUAUGCAUAAGAUAUCUUUUAUGUUUUAAUCUCUACAAUCUUAUUGUAAGCUCAUUUGGGAAAUGCCUUUGUCAACUGUUGUCAAUACUUUUCCAUUUUACUCAAUCAUAAAAUUUUGUAAUUUAUUAUAAAUUCGUACUUCAUCUCCUUAAUUUGUGAUCUCAUUUGUUUCUGAUGUCCAAUGUUUUCAAUGGACAGAUUUCAUUCGUUUCAUCUGAGGUCAACGGCAUUCUAGAGGCAUAUAUCUUCAACAGCAGCAAUUUUCAUAGAAAUAUUAUUGAAAAACAUCAACAUGACUGAAGAAGAGGCCACCAAGAUUCUGAUGUGCAGAAGAAUCUUUAAGUGUUUUCAAUGAUGCCAAACUCGGCGUGCAGAAUGAGGGCUGCAAGCUUUUAAGACUGAGGAUCAUGUACAUACUAUUUUAUUUGUAGUGUGUAUUGCAAAGGUGUAGGACUUUGGCUGAUUGGUCAAAGUAGAUCCAGCCUGUAAAUUUAAAAAAAGUGUCAGGAAGGAAUGCUGUGUUCUUAAUUUUAAAUCUUUGAUUCCAUGAAG